Molecule: messenger RNA, 1686 nt
Organism: Punica granatum (pomegranate)
Lineage: Eukaryota; Viridiplantae; Streptophyta; Magnoliopsida; Myrtales; Lythraceae
Source: RefSeq, a predicted model, not a curated record
GACCCGCCCGCCAGGCCCACCUUUGCCCUGUUAAUAUAAAAGCCUCUCACUUGGCUGGUUUCACUGACCUUCCUUCCCAUUUCUUUUACAGAGGAAGAGGAAGAGACAUAGGCGAUUGGGAUGAGGACGAGGAAAGGUCUGUGUUAUCCGAUGGUCGGGGCCAUUGGCGCGGGCUGCUCCGGUCUCAAGCGGAAGCGGGCAGCCGCGGAUUCGGCCCCUGCCAUCGCAGGGUCGAGGCGGAGGCUGCCGGUGGAUAACCCGGAUAUGUUCGACUCCCUGCCCGAUGACCUCGUACUGACUAUUCUAUCCAAGCUCUGCGCCACCGCCUCGUGCCCGUCCGACUUCACGAGCGUCUUGUUAACGUGCAAGAGAUUCAAUGGAUUGGGUCUCCACUCCCUCGUGCUGCAGAGGGCUUCUUCGAAAACUUUCGCCGUCCGAGCCCAGAAUUGGUCCGACUCGGCUCACCGGUUUCUCAAGCUCUGCGCCGAUGCCGGAAACAUCGAGGCGUGUUAUACUCUCGGCAUGAUUCGGUUCUAUUGCCAGCAAAAUAGAGGUAGCGGAGCCUCCCUUAUGGCGAAGGCGGCGAUGAACUCCCACGCACCGUCGCUCUACUCGCUGGCAGUGAUACAAUUCAAUGGCAGCGGCGGGUCCAAGAACGAUAAAGACCUCCGGGCUGGGGUGGCCCUUUGCGCCCGGGCAGCCUUCCUCGGCCAUAUUGAUGCCCUCCGCGAGCUUGGCCACUGCCUCCAGGACGGCUACGGCGUCCGCCAAAACGUGGCCGAGGGCCGUCGGUUCCUUGUCCAGGCCAACGCCAGGGAGCUCGCAGCGGUGCUCUCCACAUCCACCGCCGCAUCCCUUCUUUCAUGGACCCCACAUAGCGGCAACAACUCCGGAACAACACAAUCCGGGGCCGGGGCAAGGUCAACCUCGGCCCCGGCAGGUUGCCCAUUAUUGAGUGACUUUGGAUGCAACGUGCCGGCCCCGGAAGCCCACGCGGCCAACAAGUUCCUAUCGGAGUGGUUCGCGGCCCAAGGCGGGCCACAGGGGUCGGGGCUGAGGCUAUGCUCGCAUGCGGGGUGCGGCAGAUCGGAGACGAGGAAGCACGAGUUCAGGAGGUGCUCGGUCUGCGGGACGGUGAACUACUGCUCCCGCGCAUGCCAGGCGCUCGACUGGAAGCUCCGGCACAAGGCGGACUGCGCUCCGCUAGAACGGUGGGUUGAUGAGGAUGGGGACGGCGUGGAAAAUGACGGAGUUGGUGAGGCUAACGGUGAUGUCAUGGCGGAGAGUUAACGGCCGUUUCCGUCCGGCAUAAUUUUUUUCCUUUUUUUUUUUUGUUUUGUUUUGGACGAACGGUGAAAAUGAGGGAAAAAGGGGACAUUUUGGUGCGUAAAAUUUGACAAAAACUUUAUUAAAGUCGCCCUUUUUUCUCUCAAUUCCAGUGUUUGUACAGAAUGUUGGGAAAACCAAAAAACUGUGCGUUUUACCCUUUUCUGUUCUUUUUGUAUGUAUAGCACUGAUAAGUGCCAAUCUCAAAAUUCAGACAAUCCAAAAUUUAUUAAUCCUUCUCAAAUUUAUUGUUCUCGAUUUCUUAUUACUCACUUCUUAUUGAUAUGCUUGUUUCUUCUCUUUUUUAGAGGAUCCUUUCUUAUAUUUUUGGCGAAAUAAUGUUUUCUGCAUAUUUUGUUA